UGAAGGAGACAUCACUAACGCUAACAGCUACUUCCUCAAACAUUCCCUAUGGCCUGCCGUCCUCUACACAGCGGUUCUCAUGGUUUCGGGAACCGUCGGGAACAUCCUGGUCCUGAUUGUCUACAGGCACCAGUACAAGAGGAGCGUGACCCGGAUGUUUAUCUUCAUGCUGGCUGCCCUUGACAUUGGCAACUGUUUGAUCACCAUGCCAACGGAGCUCCUGAUUCUAACGAACUACGCGUCGUUUCCGUCUCCGGUCUGGUGUAAGAUAACGCGGUACCUGACCUACAUCUUUAACGGUGCCAGCUCUAUCAUACUCAUCACGAUAGCCUUGGACAGAUAUUUCAAGGUGUGUAAGCCAACUAAAGUCGGUAUCAACAUCAGAAGGGCUCGGAUGGUUUGUUUCGGUUCCUUCAUAUUCACCGCGAUCUUCUGUAUACCUGCUCUCAUCAUAUACGGCGACAUGGCAUUCCCGAUACAAAUAUCCGAGGAUAAGGUAUCGAUACUGCCACUCAGUGCUUUGCAAAACCUAACCGUUUUUGAAACAGGUAUUGGACAGUUGGGAAGCGAUUCUGUAACUCAAAGUACUCGUCUGAUAGUUCUAGGUCACUUCUGCCUGCUGAGCACGAGGUACAUUGAUGGUAAUCUACCGAAGGUGUUCUACGCUGCCAUGCUCUCCUUGUACGCCACUAUGAUCUUCUUCGUCGUUUUCUUCUACAGUCGCGUCGCGCGCGCCAUGUUUGUUCUGACCCGGAAGCACUCUCGCAUGUUUACCUUCUACAUGGGCAGGGAAGACUCCGCCCCCAACUCAGCGCUUCCGGAAGAAUUGUCCGUCAAGUACAAUCGCCAAGGAUCAAAUGUCAUCAUACAAGAGGUCAGCACAUUCGAUGAGGAUGGACCUUUCAGACCUGAUGGAUCUUAUUGGAGGCCGGAGUCUAAUCUAGAGGUCGAUGACCUCGAUGCUAAGGUCCAUGAUGAAAAUAAACCUAACGAUGACACCGCGAGCAAUAACGAACUGAACCGGACUUUCGAUGAUUUCACCAUGAAAAACAAACAUCGGUACAGCUCGCACGAGCAACACACAAACAUCACGAACAACGAAAACGGGGAUGUUCAACCGGGCGGUAAACAAGCCCCAAACGGAGGUCUUAUCUCCCCUGUUACACAAUCCAAUCAGAACAGCGGUCAACACCAGCAGGACAAAGACUCACCAUCUCCAACAAAAAUCAAACCGAAACCGAAAUCCGGAAAAAUUCCUAAAAUUAAAGUCCAGGACUUAAGUCAACUCCCAGGGCUCAUCCACGCGUCAUCGACGCGAAGCACGGAGUCGAACGACUCCCCGUAUUCCAGCAACAGCCUGCUUCUGCGACGCUUCAAGAGCGCCGAAAGCGUCAACGCUUUAACCCACCUGCACAAGCUCCACGUACCAGACCAGCGCAAGAUCGUGCCGGUGUUUCCUGACGCCUACGAAGUCCGUCUUCCCAAGGUCAGUAACCGGAAACAGAGGCGGGACAACAACGCAUGCGUGGGACAAGUGACGAAAAGCUGCGUGAACAUUGAUUACGUCGGGGGUGAAGAGGACGCACUCGAUCCUUGUCGGGCUUCCUCGGAGAAAACCUUGACCCUGACGAGAAAAACUUCGCCUCAAGGAAAGAAAAAACUCUGUGUCCUCCCGCUAACAGGACUUUCAACCAAGACAGCCAUUCGUACACAAGAGACCAACGAAGUCUCAAACAAAAGUUUGGAGACGGUCGCCAAUAAAAACAAUUCACAACAUUGCGUUGAUGGUAAAUCUAAGGGAGAUAACGACAAAUUCAAAAAUAACGAACUCGCCUCCCCUGAUGAAGAGUCCAACGUCACCCUGCGCGUCAAAACACCGGAAGUCGUCACAACCGCGUUCAACCACGCGUCACUCAACAACAUGAAAACACCGGAAAGCGCGCGACAAAUCACCACGCCCCGGCAAGAAAUCGUCAGCACGGCGGACAUCUUGCAAGAACAUCACAACCGUGGCUCUCUCCACCCGUUCCGCACCAGCCGAAUGUUAUUCAUUAUCUCCCUUGUGUUCGUCAUCAGUUUCCUCCCCUUCUUCAUUAUCGCCCUUGUACGUUCUUCCAUUGGGUCGAGCUUUGCAUCAACUCUGAGCGACACCGAGUUAUGUCUGGUCAGUAUCUUCAUCCGGUCCUCGCUACUUAGCAACGCCGUUAAUCCUAUAAUCUACGGGCUGCUAAGCUCCCACUUUAGGAAGGAGUGCAGUGGCCUGCUUCGGUGUCUAAGACACGAAUAGACGGUCAAAUUA
Messenger RNA from Physella acuta, 2299 nucleotides. RefSeq lists its product as uncharacterized. Gene Ontology annotation, biological process: G protein-coupled receptor signaling pathway. Lineage: Eukaryota; Metazoa; Mollusca; Gastropoda; Physidae. The record is from RefSeq and is a predicted model, not a curated record. Gene Ontology annotation, cellular component: membrane. Gene Ontology annotation, molecular function: G protein-coupled receptor activity.